AUGAAUAGAGGAAGAGAAAAGACCUCAAAAUAUCCGAGACGUAGUUUCUGCGGUGAAAUCACAGCCGAUGAUAUCAAUAUCCCUCUGGAUCUAACGGUGGAGAUACUCAAGAAACUCCCGGCCAAGUCUCUUGUGAGGUUCCAAUGCGUCUCGAAGCAAUGGUCAACCAUUAUCGGAUCCCGCAAAGAUUUCAUUGACUCGAUCGUGGCUCGUUCUUUGGCUCAGCCGCCUCGUGAUAAUCUCCACUUCAUCUUCCACCACUUUUCCCUUGACCCUUUCUUCAUCUUCUAA
Microthlaspi erraticum is the source of this 291-nucleotide messenger RNA. NCBI's taxonomy places the organism in Eukaryota, Viridiplantae, Streptophyta, Magnoliopsida, Brassicales, Brassicaceae. The record is from the annotation of a GenBank genome assembly.